Esox lucius (northern pike) is the source of this 1969-nucleotide messenger RNA. RefSeq lists its product as uncharacterized. Lineage: Eukaryota; Metazoa; Chordata; Actinopteri; Esociformes; Esocidae. The record is from RefSeq and is a predicted model, not a curated record. The transcript is spliced from 4 exons. Bases 32 to 805 code for a protein of 257 amino acids.
UGUUGCCACGGGAAACAGUGCACUGUUGUUCAUGAUGGGGAACAAGUUGUUUGGUCCCUGCGCCAUCAGUCUUGCCAUUCUUGUUUUCCACGAGGUAAUUGGCUUUACCAUAAGGAACGAGCUGCUGGGGAAGUGUUUGCAGGUCCUGCCGGAUGCCUGUCCCGGGGUGGGGCUGAAGGAGUGCCGCGUUGGCUCCACCGUGCAGGAGUGGCAGUGGCUCCCAGAGGGCCGAGCCCUUGGCAGCCUGCACACGGGAAAGUGCCUGAGUGGCCAUGAGCGCCAUCGCAGUGUCCGAAUGCACCGCUGCGGCCGUGGCCCUGAGGAUGGAACUGGGACUACAGGCGACAUGGGAGAUGGGAAUGGCCAGGCAUGGGCCUGCUCCAGGAGGGGCCACCUAACGCUGUUUGGAAAGGGGCUCCACCUCACCGCCCGUCACGUGUCCUCCGAAGUCGUCCUCUCCGAAGAGCGUGGGCUGGCCAGCAAGUGGAGAACGCCAGGCAACCUUACUGUCUGUAGCAAGAGAGAGGACCAUCGCCACCCUCGUCCCCAUGGGUCCUUGCAAUCUACUGCUCAACCCGUCUCAGCAGGGUUUGGCUGGGAAGUGGUCAUGCUGGUGUUGAGUUCUAUGGCCUUGGUAUUGGGGACUGUUAUACUAACCCUCAACAUUUUCCACAGCAGAGUCUCCAAGUAUCCACUGAUGACCCAAAACAUUAUGAGCACCUGCCAAAACAGCGCGGAUCUGUUGAGGCAUGGACUCUACAAGACCCCUGAAGGUGUCCUGUGGUAUCUGGCACCAAGACAUUAGCAGCAGAUCUUUCAAGCCCUGCCACCAGGGAACACCACUAUCAUGAAGGGAUGUACCUGGUCUGCAGCAAUGUUAAGGUAAAUGGCACAUGUCAAAUUGACAUCCACCAGGGCUUCCCAGCAGAACAUUGCCCAGAGCAUCACACUCCCUCCACUGGCUUGUCGUCCUCCCACAGUACAUCCUGGUGCCAUCACUUCCCCAGGUAAACGGCCCACAUGUACACCGCUGUCCACGUUCUGUGAAAGGAAAUGGGACUCAUCGAACCAGGCGACCUUCCUCCACUGCUUCAAGGUCCAGUUCUGGUGCUUGUGUGCCCGUUGUAGGAGCUUUUGACAGUGGGCGACACUGACCGGUCUACGCAGCAGGGUGCGCCGCACAUUCACACAGGUUGUGUUGCACAUUCACACGGAGUGCGACACAUUCACACGGGGUGCGUUGCACAUUCACACAGGGUGCGUGACACAUUCACACAGGGUGCGUUGCACAUUCACACGGGGUGCGACACAUUCACACGGGGUGCGUUGAACAUUCACACAGGGUGCGUGACACAUUCACACAGGGUGCGUGACACAUUCACACGGGGUGCAUUGCACAUUCACACGGGGUGCGUUGCACAUUCACACGGGGUGCGUGACACAUUCACACAGGGUGCGUGACACAUUCACAUGGGGUGCGUUGUACAUUCACACAGGGUGCGUGACACAUUCACACAGGGUGCGUGACACAUUCACACGGGGUGCAUUGCACAUUCAUACAGGGUGCGUGACACAUUCACACAGGGUGCGUGACACAUUCACACGGGGUGUGUUGCACAUUCACACGGGGUGCGUGACACAUUCACACAGGGUGCGUUGUACAUUCACACGGGGUGCGUUGCACAUUCACACAGGAUGCCCGACACAUUCACACAGGGUGCGACACAUUCACACAGGAUGCGUGACACAUUCCUCCGUAACAUCAUUCACAUUUUCUGUGACUUGGGCCACAGUAGACCUGUCAGUUCGGAUCAGAUGGGAUAGGCUUCAUUACCCUCACGCUCAAUGAGCCUUGAGUGUCCAAAACCCUGUUGCCGGUUUGUGGUUGUUUCCUCCUCAGACCACUGUCGGUUGGUACUGACCACAGCUGACCGAGAGCCCCCCAAAAAAACCGUUUCAGAGAUGCUCU